Molecule: messenger RNA, 399 nt
Organism: Nezara viridula (southern green stink bug)
Lineage: Eukaryota; Metazoa; Arthropoda; Insecta; Hemiptera; Pentatomidae
Source: the annotation of a GenBank genome assembly
AUGCCUAGUUUCGACAGACCCAACAAGCCGGUUGCCUGCACCCUCGUUCCUGGAACCCCCCCUCCAGGGAAGACCGGGAACAGAGGAGUGGCCAAAAGAGAAGACGAAGAGGCAGGAGUACGGGUGUUGCAUCAACCAUUGGGCGAGUGGGGGAGUGGGAGGAGCACUAUAAAAGACCAGCGGGCCCCCGCUUUGGAUCAGAUCUUCGCAGACAUGCUGUCCAGGCUUAUCAUUCUCCUCCUGGCUGCUGCCAUAGCACACGGCUACAGGUUCAGAUCAAAGAGAUCGAACGCAUGCCCGGGAAAUAAAAGGCGCUCCAGCGAACCCAAGGCACGUCCAGAAUACGCAGCUUCGGCCGUUGUUGCAUCAGCUUGGUUUCCAGGCCACGUGGUACACUAA